This is a messenger RNA of Miscanthus lutarioriparius, 1581 nucleotides long. The record is from the annotation of a GenBank genome assembly. Lineage: Eukaryota; Viridiplantae; Streptophyta; Magnoliopsida; Poales; Poaceae.
AUGCCGCCGCCUCUCCCAGCCCACGGCGGAUCCGUCGCUCGUGCCGCCUCCAUCCGCCUGCUCUGCACCGCCGUGGCUCCUCCUGAGACCGCCUCCCUAUCCCACGCCCUCGCGCUGCCGCCCAUCGCCCGGUCCCCCGAUGCGGACGAGCUCGCGCGAGUCCUCCUCGCGCACCACAAUCCAUUCCACUCGGCUGAGUCACCGCUCCAGCUCCUCUCCGGCGGCGGCGUCUCCCUCACCGGGGAUCUCCUCGUUCAGCUCCUCCUCCGCCUCCGCGGCGCGUCCAAGCUCGCCCUCUCGCUCCUCCACGCCGCGCGCCUCCACCCAUCCUUCGUCAACACGCGCCCCCCGCCCGACGCCUACGACGCCGUGAUCGACGCCCUCGCCCGCGCGCGCCAGUUCGACGCCGCAUGGCGGGUCGUCGUUGACGCCUCCGCCGACGGCGCCGCUUCGCCACGCACGUUCGCAGUGCUCGCCAGGAGGUACAUCGCCGCGGGUAUGACGCGGCAGGCGGUCCGCGCGUUCGACGACAUGGAGGCGUUUGUUGGGAGGGAGGCCAAUUCUGCCGUGUUUGCCACGUUGCUCGACACGCUCUGCAAGUACAAGUACCCGAAGGUUGCUAUGGAGAUAUUUAAUAAGAGGAAAUACAAGUAUGAUCCAAAUGAAAAGAUGUACACUAUUUUAAUAUAUGGAUGGUGCAAGGUUAACCGGAGUGACAUGGCUCAGAAGUUACUAAGAGAUAUGCUUGAUCAUGGGAUAGAACCCAACAUAGUUACAUACAACAUUCUUCUAAAUGGUAUCUGCAGACAUGCAAGUUUGCACCCUGCUUACAGAUUUGAUAGAACAGUUCAUUCAGCAGAGGAUGUCUUGAAGGAGAUGCGUGACAGGGGAAUUGACCCGGAUGUAACCAGCUACUCAAUCAUCCUGCAUGUUUACAGUCGUGCACAUAAACCUGAGUUGUGUGUCUGUAUGUUCCGCUCAAUGAAAGAUAGAGGCAUUUGCCCCACAGUGGCAACAUACACAUCUGUGAUAAAGUGCCUUGCCUCCUGUGGGAGAUUGGAAGAUGCUGAGACCUUGCUUGAUGAGAUGGUUGCUGAGGGAGUAUGUCCCUCCCCAGCUACCUACAAUUGCUUCUUCAAGGAAUAUCGGGGGAGAAAUUAUGUGAGUGGUGCCUUGCAACUGUACAAUAAGAUGAAGCAACCUGGUUCACUGACUGCACCGGAUAUUCACACUUACAACAUAUUGCUUGGAAUGUUUAUAAAGCUGAAUCGACAUGGAACUGUUAAGGACAUUUGGAGCGAUAUGUGUGAAAGCACUGUAGGUCCUGAUCUUGAUUCAUACACCUUGUUGAUCCAUGGCUUUUGUGCAAGUCAGAAGUGGAGGGAGGCAUGCCAGUUCUUCAUGGAGAUGAUAGAGAAAGGUUUUCUUCCCCAAAAGAUCACCUUUGAGACGCUGUAUCGUGGCCUAAUACAGGCAGACAUGCUUAGGACCUGGAGGAGGCUGAAGCAAAGGGUUGAUGAAGAAGCAGCAAAAUUCAGUGAUGAAUUCAAACUCUAUCAUAUGAAGCCAUAUAAGAGGUGA